AUGGGCACAUCCAGUUACAUAACUCAAAGACACAGAUAUACAAAUGUAAACAAACAUCCACUCCGACCAGCUGAAGAAACGGAGUUCUCUUCAGACUUUAUUUACAACCUGAUGGACAGGGUGAGACCCAUAGAACAACUGUGCAAUACGAUCCACAAAAAUCACGAUAGCAGAAAUUUAGGAUUAACAAUAAUGUACGAAAUCACGGAGUGUAAUCAUACGCCCGGCAAGGCUGUGUCACGAUCGACAACUACCGAUAUUUUACUCAUUUUCAGUUAUACGUUCGAGAAAUCUCAGGAAUUUCAAUGUCACUUUCAUGGUCCUUGGGUUAAGCAAAGCAGAGUUUUACGAGGGCGAGUACCAAUGGGUAUCGACUCUCCACCAAAAGCCUGGGAUUCCCUUGAAGAAGAACAACUUGAAGCUCUCCGCAAGGCCUUCAACUCCUUCGACGAGGGCCAAGGAUCCAUCACCGGAGAGACCGUGGGCAUCAUCUUGAGGAAUGGCAUCAAGAUCUCCGAGAAGAACCUGCAGGAGGUCAUCGCCGAGACGGACGAGGAUGGAUCUGGCCUUCUUGAGUUCGAGGAAUUCGCUGAGCUCGCCGCCAAGUUCCUGAUGGAGGAGGACGAGGAGGCGCUGAAGAAGGAACUCAAGGAAGCCUUCCGAUUUUACGAUAAGGAGUGCAACGGAUACAUCGACAACUCGAAACUCCGAGAGAUCCUCCAGGAGUUGGACCCGAGGUUAACGGAGGACGACCUCGACGCCAUCAUUGAGGAGGUCGAUUCAGACGGCUCGGGAACGCUCGACUUCGACGGUAAGGAGGCAGGAGGGAGGUCGAGGGAGGAGGGAGAGGAA
Molecule: messenger RNA, 852 nt
Organism: Penaeus vannamei (Pacific white shrimp)
Lineage: Eukaryota; Metazoa; Arthropoda; Malacostraca; Decapoda; Penaeidae
Source: RefSeq, a predicted model, not a curated record